UCAGGGUGGCUCUGGCAGCUUUCCGAACCUGUUUUGCGAUCCCUUGUCUCGUUAGCUUUCUCUGCCGCUCUCAUUUCGGAGAAGAAAACGCACGCCGGUAUUCUAAGCAACAAUGCCUCCCUCGUUUCUGAGCUUGAAGGAGUUGCGAAGACGAUCACGGGCGAGCUUCAAAACCGAACGCUCCACAGACGAAUCGAGCGAAGCUAGCAACCAUACAACCCCAACCAAUGGCUCAUUGACACCCCCUUCGAUAGGAGCAGAAUCGGACCCGGCCUUAAAUCUGCAAUUCAAAGACCAACCGCAAUCACAAUCCGCUCCACCUACUGCAGUCGCGAGGCCGCAGCCUCACCCCCUUCCAAAUGCCAGUAACCGUUUCAGUGUUUCGGGCAUGAUCGGUCUGGGAUCACCAGUCCCGGCUGGAAGGGGUCCAAGCCUGCCCAUUUCGCAUUAUUCUCCUCGGAUAAGUAAUGUGGCAGAUGGCUCGUGGGUCUACCAAAAGGUUCUACUCGUCCACGGCACCAUUGGCGAGCCAUUUCAUCCGUCACUUGACGGCACGCUUACCGUGAGCCGCCUCGACGACCACUUUCCCCCGAUUUCAUGGCCAGUGCACAAUUCUUGCUUCAAAGCACUGGUAUAUCUGUUGCCCGGGGCCAACCGCUUUCGGUUCGACUUUUCUAGCCCGAAGCUCGCCAACAGCGGAUCUUCCAACCCUAUCCACAGCUCUCAUUUGACAGUUCACAUGAUCCCCCCUGCCGGGGCACCUCCUCUGCAACUAGCGAUUCUUUUGGCAAAAGACUCCCCCGGUACAUUCGACGCAGUACCGGCGCGGGUCGAAAGGGAAGGGAACGGGUUGGACACGGCGAUUCGCAAGUUCCGCAUGGCAGCCUACCUCUGGCAGGCGUUUACGGCUGAGCAGAUGUCGCGCAACAAGCUUGGGCGACGUACCUUCAGGUUCGAAGAGGAAUGGACGACGGGCUCGGCAAACCUCCGAGACAGACAGACUGGUACCCUCCGAUCCGAAGCGCGAGUGCAUGUCAUUCGGACCGAGAAGACCUUAGCGGAGCUCCGUGAUAUCAAUCUGGCACAGCAAAAUACUAACGCCACGGACGCAGGGGGCCUUUAUGGUAUUACGGCAGAUGCUGUGCGCGAUUACUUCAAACCGCUCCCGGGACAAAAGUUGUACGUGUCCGUAAUGCUGCUAGAUGCGCAUUGGGAUAAAGACUCGAAGACAAUUGUCGGGCAUGCUGCCCUCGGCGGACAGGUCGGCGAUUUGCACCUUGGUAUCUUUGGAUCUCACUGCCUCCAGAGCUACCCAACAUGCUUCGAAGAGGUAGUACCGGCCUUUACGGAUUGUACGCCGACCGACACCAACUACGUCGGCAACGACUGCAAUGACGCCGGAUCCUCCUGGGAAGCUGCUAAUAUAGGCAUUGGCGCCCACCUGCACGAGGUUGGGCACCUCUUCGGUUUGCCCCAUGAAGAAAGCGGCGUCAUGCUAAGAGACUACGUAAAACUCAACCGGACCUUUCUCACUCGCGAGGCCUACUCCACAAGAACGCGUUCGAGGGGCGGAUUUGUCUCUCAAGAAGAUGAGUGUACCUGGCAUCGGCUCGAUUGCCUUCAUUUCCGCAGCCAUCCCUGCUUCCGCCUCCCCAACGACCCCGUGCUUAACCCGGAUGACAGCGUCCAGGGCUGGCCCAUGGAAAAUGGGACUCUGACCGUCACAGCUGCAACAGGCGUUGCCUACGUUGAGAUCUACGGCGAGGGUGAUGACGUGUGCCACGCCUGGGUCGAGUACCAGCCUGAGAACGGCGGGCCAGUGCUGAGGUCUGUCUCGCUGAGUGAGCAUGACUUGCGAGCUAGGCUGCCAGAGGGCAAGCGGAAGGGCGUACUACGAAUCUCGGUCAAGUCAUACGGCGGCGGGUCCUUGGUUGUAGACGACUUCAGCAAGCUCUGCUCCAAAGAGGCAGCUUGCCUGAGACUUCCUAGUGCGAUGCCCGGUUUGCCCAAGAUGGCGUUCCGGGGGAAGAAGCUGGGCUUGUCGCAGAUGGAGGGCUCGGAAGCCCACGAAGUUGUAUUCACAAGCGCGCUCAAGCACGAUCGAGUACUGUCCAAGGUGAUAGUAUAUCAUGGCUUGGCGGUAGACGGGAUGGAGUUCGUCUAUGAUGACGAUUCGAGGCAAGUGUUUGGUAAAAAAGGAGGCAAAGCGGGCGGUGAUGUAUUUGAUAUGGACAUACGCCGGGGCGAGUACAUUACGGGCUUCUUCGUUCGCUCUGGGUUCUGGAUCGAUGCUAUCCAAGUAUUGACCAGCCUGGGCAGGAGGAGUCCGUUGUUCGGGAAUCCUCACGGCGGUGAUCCGCAUACCUUAAUACCUCCGAGAGGCUAUAACAUAUGCGGCGUUACGGGCAGUUGUGGCCCGUGGCUGGACGGAUUCUCCGUUAUUAUCACGAAGUAAAGCCUGCUGUUUGGAAACGCCGUGGUACCACACUUCCAGCCGAAUGGGCCACGUUGUUCUUGAACAAAGCCGACAACUGUCAGC
This is a messenger RNA of Thermothelomyces thermophilus ATCC 42464, 2539 nucleotides long. RefSeq lists its product as uncharacterized. Bases 113 to 2455 code for a protein of 780 amino acids. The transcript is spliced from 4 exons. Gene Ontology annotation, cellular component: cytoplasm. NCBI's taxonomy places the organism in Eukaryota, Fungi, Ascomycota, Sordariomycetes, Sordariales, Chaetomiaceae. The record is from RefSeq and is a predicted model, not a curated record.